AUUCGGUGAUAUUUCUUUCUAAAAACAAAAACUGAAAUAGUGUUCAACAUAACCUGCCUCAGCACGUUUGCGAAAAUCUAUUGGUUCCUUUGAGAGGUUUUUUUAAGAGCACUCGGCUAACCUCCAGGUACGAUUUCCGUACAGCUCCAUACAUUAAUUAUGUAUGCAACUAUGUCAAACCAUCACAUUAUACUCAAACAGCAAUCGUGAAAAGAACGAGUCAGUCAAAAAAUUGCAUGCAUAAUUAAUGUAUGGGGUGGUGCAAAAAUCUUGCCAACCUCCCUGUCAAAAUAAGAGAGCCCCUCUGCCAGUUUUGUCCUCAUAGUAUAACUUCCACUGACAGAAUUGCUAUGAUAACGAUGACAACCACAAAGCCCUUUGAGGUGUAUUGAAUAGGCCGCAAAGCGCUUUAAGGUGUUUUGAAUAGGCCACAAAGCGCUUUGUGGUGUGAAAAAUUGGAAAAACCAAAUUAUUCCAGAAAAUAGCUGAGAUAUUUGCGAGUCAAUGAGCCAUCCAGUUUUCAAUAUUAAAUCCCAAAAUAAACCACAUAGCGCUCUGUGGUGUUUUGAAUAGGCCACAAAGCGCUCUGUGGUGUUUUCAAUGGGCCACAAAGUGCUCUGUGGUUUUUCGACUACUACUGCUGUUUUGUAAGGCAAAGCAGACUAGGAACAGUUAGAAAGCACUCCGGCCAUAAAAUCUACUCGACAAGAAACUUUCUGUAAUAAAUGUUUGAUGCUACAAGAGACGGCUUACCCAAAAAGGUUCAGUCAGUCAGCCUCAACAAACCUAUACUGAGAAGAGGGCUUUCGUGAACCAGAUUUCAUGUGAGUGACAUGAUUGGGAAUAGAAAAAAUAUUGCACAGAUUGAGGGGUAGUUUUACAGCACCGAAACUAAAAUUGGUUACACUGCUUCUCAGAAAUUUUGUUUUGCCUCUGUAAUAUCAUUGAACGACCUGAAUGAUUUGAGAAUAAUCAAAGCGCGGAGUUUAAUAUUGGCUGGCCGGGAACACGUAGUUCACAAACCGGAGAGCAACCACUGUUUAAAUCUUCGAUCAAACUUUCAUGUUGAAUUUGAAACCGAAAAUACACUAAGCGGUUAAUUUCCGAUAGAAGUCUUGUGAGGUAAAUGCAAUUCUUACAAAUAGUCACUGCACAUUUACGUUCAGAGUUACUCUGGUUCAGAGUAAAGACAUACAAAGUCAAAUACUGCUUCUGUACGCUACCCCUCGAAAAAUCAAUUUUGCUCGAAGACCGAACUGCAACGGAGUUUAGUUACCAGUCUUAUGCUGCAUGUUAUUAGAUAGAACACAUGAUAUGAUUGGCUCCAUAUAUCACAUUACGUCAGAGGACAUGUCUGCCACGUGGGACAACUGCAACGGUACAAACAGCCACAGUAACAGUCUGACUACUACAACAUUUACCAUUUAUUUUGCCACAAACAUCAUUUUCACCAACAUCAUAUACAUAUAUCAUACCACAAACAUUGCCACAAACAUUAUCUAUCAUAUCACAUACCCUGUUUCAAAAAUUACCAUUUAUCACACUCCAGACAACAUAACCACAAAUGCCAUCUAUCAUACAUCUACCCCAUUUCCAUUUUUAGCAUUUGUCAUCUAUAUUCCACCAACACCAUUACAGCAGUCAUUAUUUAUCAUUCCACAAAUGCCAUUGUCAUAAACAUCCUCUAUUAUACAACCUAUCACAUUUCCCCUUCCAUUUGAAAGGGAAUGUAAAUCUUGGUAUGGCUGAGCACUGCCACAGGUAUUACUUUUCAUUCUCCUUUAAAAAUGCAUUUCAUUUCAGUUUGCCAACACUUUGCCUUAUUUUUUUUUAUUUCCUUGUCUCUGAUUUAACUUUAAUUCUGAACAGUGUUUGACUUUGCUUCUGCUUUUUUACGUUGGCUUUCACUUUGCAUCUUAUUUGCAUUUCAUUUUACAUGUACACAUGUUAUAAAGCUCAAAAACACGUAUAGAAUUAAGUAUUUCUGGCACAUGAUCCAGAUUGUUCAUUUUUUUAGCCCCAAAAUUGCAAAAGUCUGUAGAGCCUGUAAUCAAGAAGAAACAAAACGUUGAGGACCGACCUCACUGUACAUUGAACUUUGCUGAAUCAAACAUUGAACUCCUCUGAACACUAAAAUGACUUAUGUAAUUAACAUGACAGCCAGUAAUUUUUCUAGAUGGCUAGCUGAGGUCACAGUUCUCAAUUUAGAUUCAGCUAGUGGCUUGUUUGCAUCCUUAACCCUUUAAGCUCUGAUAGUGCCAUAUGGCACUCUUGCGUGACUGUAGCUUACUCCCGAGAGUGCCAUAUGGCACUCUGAGGCCUUCAUGUAUUGUGUCCAAUCAAAAGCACUGUUAUAUCAUUGCCAGGCUGUUCUAUUGUGUUUCAACCAAUAGAAAAGAGUUUUAGCUUUCAUUUUACGUGUCAAACGUGGCAAGGUUUCACUAAGCAUCACCAUGAAAAUCACAACUGAAAUGUGAUGGCAGCAGCUAGUGAAAGCGAAAGCAAAGAGGACACCUUUUUGGGAUUUGUCAAAGAAGAUCGAGAGGCUGUUGCUGAGUGGAGACUAGCUAGAUUUGAAGCUAGAAACCAGAGUGACUUGGGGUCGAAUAUUUCCAUCUCUUCUGUGGCUAGUGAAGUCCUUUCAGACUUGUCAGACUCCGAAGAGGAAGAAGAAACGUGGAAUGCAAACGUAAACCCCAUAGAGGCCUCACCAUUCACUGCAGCUACUAGCCCAACUUCUGGCAUUGCAGAGGAUGGAACUGCGACUGAUUUCUUUUACUUGAUGUUCCCAGAAGAGCUUAUAGAACAUAUUGUCAUCGGGACGAACUGCUAUGCUCAGGAAUGCAUUGCUACAACUCUGGACCACAAAUGGUUGGAAACAACGUUCACUGAAAUGAAAGCAUUCAUCGGUCUUCGCGUGCUGUUCGGCAUCAAACAGUUGCCUGCAACGCACCUUUACUAGAGCCAAGAUCGACUCAUUGGCGUCCCUUUCAUUCAAAAAGUGAUGUCAAGAAAUCGCUUCACCAAAUUGUUGAAACAUCUACAUCUAAAUAAUAAUGCGAAUCGCUACAACUCCGGACCACAAAUGGUUCGAAAUAACGUUCACUGAAAUGAAAGCAUUCAUCGGUCUUCACGUGCUGUUCAACAUCAAACAGUUGCCUGCAACUUGCCUUUACUAGAGCCAAGAUCCACUCAUUGGCGUCCCUUUCAUUCAAAAAGUGAUGU
Orbicella faveolata is the source of this 3225-nucleotide messenger RNA. RefSeq names its product piggyBac transposable element-derived protein 5-like. NCBI's taxonomy places the organism in Eukaryota, Metazoa, Cnidaria, Anthozoa, Scleractinia, Merulinidae. The record is from RefSeq and is a predicted model, not a curated record.